UUAAUCAAUUAUCAGGUUUAUUGUUGAGUGAUUUUCUGUCAUUUAACUAGUCAGUUAAUUGAGCAUGAAGCUAUGGAAUUUUUCUCAACCAAAACUAACAAGAAGGGUAAAAAAAGUGCAACCACAGAGUAUUUGUUCUUUUAAUAUUCAGUGUUACUGUUUUUGCAUUUGAUCAAUGUCUUUCUUACAUUUUCUUAAGCUCUCUCCUUUUUUAUAGUCAGAAUUACAUUACCAGAUACACUAACUAAGAAUCAAUGUCUUGUUUAUGUGUUCAAACUGAACUAAUUCAUCAACCAAAAUUUGCUACUGUAAUUUUCAAGGGAGGGGCGGAUGAAGCCUUAAUGAAGCUUGUGACGCUUCUUACUGAUUGUUUCGGAAAAAGAGUCAAAGCUUUGAAACUUUGAUGAAAGAAAGCAACAGGGAUGUUGUUUAGGAUGUUCUGAUAAUGAUCGUUUAUUCAUUAGAGUGCUACUAUAUUCAACCGCUUCCUCAUGUCCCUUUUAUCUUGUGGGUUAUGAGAUUGCGCCAAAUGUUCGUACUGUUCAACCCCUCGCUGCCCACCCCUGUGGUUCAGUGAUGCUUCGGACAUCAUCAGUCACAUGCAUGAACAUAGCACGACAAGUCCUGAAUUGCUCCAGGUUCUCAUAUCAUUCAGUUAACAUAAACUGCAGAAGAAAGUUUUUUACUUCACAGCAUAUAAUGAAAUCAAGGCACACUCACUCAAAAAGAAUUGAGGGACUGGACAAAAAUGUCUGGGUGGCGUUUACUUCAGUGGCAGCAGACCCAUCCAUUGUUAACCUCGGCCAAGGCUAUCCAGACAUCCCUCCACCUUCUUAUGUCAAGGAGGCACUAGCGGAGGCAGCGUCAGAUGACAGGAUGAACCAGUACACCAGAGGCUUUGGUCAUCCAUCUCUGGUGAAGGCCCUUUCGCAGGUUUAUGGGAAGGUCUAUGGACGUCAGAUUGACCCUUUCAAAGAAAUCCUGGUCACAGUUGGGGGUUAUGGUUCCUUAUUCACCACCAUGCAAGGACUGGUGGAAGAGGGAGAUGAGGUCAUCAUAAUAGAACCUUUCUUCGAUUGCUAUGUACCUAUGGUACGAAUGGCAGGGGCCAAGCCUGUGUUGAUACCGUUACGCCUUAAGUCCAAAAAGAAGACCAUCACAAGUGCUGACUGGUUUCUUGACCCAGAUGAGCUUUCCAGUAAAUUCAACUCAAAGACAAAGGCCAUCAUCAUCAACACUCCCAACAAUCCUAUAGGGAAGGUUUUCACCAGAGAUGAGUUGCAGGUGAUUGCUGACCUCUGUAUUAAACAUGACACUCUGUGCUUCAGUGAUGAGGUUUAUGAGUGGCUCAUCUACAGGGGCCACCAACAUAUCAAAAUCGCCACUCUGCCUGGAAUGUGGGAUAGAACAAUUACUAUCAGCAGUGCAGGGAAAACAUUUAGUGUUACAGGAUGGAAGCUUGGUUGGUCUAUCGGACCUGAGCACUUGAUAAAGCAUCUUCAGACCGUCAUGCAGAAUACUCUGUACACCUGUCCAACACCUUUACAGGAGGCCGUGGCAAAAGGUUUGCUCUUGAACUUUGAGCUGAUGGGUCAGCCCGAGUGCUACUUCUCCUCACUGGCAGAAGAACUUGAAGGCAAGAGGGACCGCAUGGCUGCCAUCCUGCAGGAGGUUGGUAUGACUCCUGUCAUCCCAGAGGGAGGCUACUUCAUGCUGGUGGAUGUCACAUCUCUCAAUCAGGACCUGUCACAUAUGGUUGAUGAUGAAGCCUAUGACUACAAGUUUGUGAAGUGGAUGAUUAAAGAAAAGAAACUGGCAGCCAUUCCAGUCACAGCAUUUGUUGGGGAUGAGUCCAAAAAGCAGUUUGAGAAAUAUAUUCGCUUUUGCUUCAUUAAGCAAGACAGUACUCUCCAUGCAGCAGGCAACAUUCUGAAAAACUGGAAUAAGAUUUAAUUGAGUGCAGUUUCUGAAGACUUCCGCAUGAUUUGAGGGAGGAGGACAAACCCUGUGGUCAACCUGAACGGUCGGGAUCUGACAGCAACAUUACGCACAAACUGGAAAUUAGUGAAAUGUUUAUAGUAAAACCGUUAAUAGUAAAGUGUGCGUCCACACUUUGGAGUGAAUCCUGUUUUGAGGGAGAGGAUCCUGUAGUUAACAUGCCUGGAAUGAAUUGUUGUGAUAAGUCCCCUAAGAUGUGAGGUGAGCUAUCUAAGGUGAAGUGUGAUUUUUAUCCUUUAUCCCACGGUGGAUAUAAACAACCCCGUAUUCAUUCCUAUUGUAAUACUGUAUAGUUUAAUUCGACAUUUGUUAUGAUAAUAUUUGCAUAGGGGUUUAACAUUAGACACACAACAGACACAGGACAAUUUUUUGAAAUUUUUACUUACAUGGUCCUAGAUAGGGUUGAGCCUCUUUAAUGUGUAGACUUACAGAUUGCCAAAUAUGAAUAACAAGUUGGAUGGAAUUAGCUGCUUGGGUUUUGCUAACGUGUAUUUUUUAU
Messenger RNA from Xiphias gladius (swordfish), 2497 nucleotides. RefSeq names its product kynurenine--oxoglutarate transaminase 3-like. The transcript has 14 exons. The record is from RefSeq and is a predicted model, not a curated record. Gene Ontology annotation, cellular component: mitochondrion; cytoplasm. Gene Ontology annotation, molecular function: L-kynurenine:2-oxoglutarate transaminase activity; pyridoxal phosphate binding. Gene Ontology annotation, biological process: biosynthetic process. Lineage: Eukaryota; Metazoa; Chordata; Actinopteri; Istiophoriformes; Xiphiidae. Bases 577 to 1953 code for a protein of 458 amino acids.